AUGGCUGUGUGGAUCAUCUCCAAAGCGAUUAUUGGUCUCAUACGAGACGGUGACCUACAGUACCAUGCGGCGGACAGCCCCCCUAAAUAUUACUGGCAGCUGGACCUGAACACCCUGCGUGCUGUCUGCUUCAGAGUCGAUUAUCAGGAUGAUACAGCUCGUGCAGCUGCAAUGGCUCUGGGGAAAUACCGCUCGCCAUACCAGAACGCAUGA
Messenger RNA from Penicillium subrubescens, 213 nucleotides. RefSeq lists its product as uncharacterized. The record is from RefSeq and is a predicted model, not a curated record. NCBI's taxonomy places the organism in Eukaryota, Fungi, Ascomycota, Eurotiomycetes, Eurotiales, Aspergillaceae. The transcript has 2 exons. The coding region runs from base 1 to 213 and encodes 70 amino acids.